Molecule: messenger RNA, 253 nt
Organism: Chrysochloris asiatica (Cape golden mole)
Lineage: Eukaryota; Metazoa; Chordata; Mammalia; Afrosoricida; Chrysochloridae
Product: etoposide-induced protein 2.4 homolog
Exons: 3
Biological process (GO): macroautophagy
Cellular component (GO): endoplasmic reticulum
Source: RefSeq, a predicted model, not a curated record
UCAAACAUAGAAAGGAAUUGGCCUUACUACUUUGGAUUUGGUUUACCCUUGGCUUUCCUCACAGCAAUGCAAUCCUCAUACAUUAUCAGUGGCUGCCUCUUCUCCAUCCUCUUUCCUUUAUUCAUUAUUAGUGCCAAUGAAGCAAAGACCCCUGGCAAAGCAUACCUUUUUCAGUUGCGCCUCUUCUCCUUGGUGGUCUUCUUAAGCAACAGACUUUUCCACAAGACGAUCUACCUGCAGUCUGCUCUGAGUA